Mesocestoides corti is the source of this 1947-nucleotide messenger RNA. The record is from the annotation of a GenBank genome assembly. NCBI's taxonomy places the organism in Eukaryota, Metazoa, Platyhelminthes, Cestoda, Cyclophyllidea, Mesocestoididae.
AUGAAAUUUAUUGACACCAUCUUCUCAAUGUACACAACAGCCUACUUCCAGAUGUUCGGCGACUUCAGUCUGGACACCCUACAAGGCGAAGAUCGAAACUGCCAGAAUGGAAUGUGUCCAACAAAGACGUCCAGGUGGUUGGUUCCAAUCAUGCUUGGAUUCUAUGUCCUUCUUACCAACAUCCUCAUGUUUAACCUCCUCAUCGCGAUAAAGACGUAUGAAGAGAUUGAAAGCGCGUCUACCUACUACUGGAAUUAUCAACGCUACCAAAUGAUCGCCGACUAUGUGCGACGUUCACCGCUAGUGCCUCCGCUGAUUAUAUUUUGGCAUUUCUACGAAGCCUACCAAGCCAUAGGCAACCGAUGUGCAAGCAUUCGAAGCACCGAACAAAUCGAGAACAAUCCCUUCUGCGUGACCUUCAAGGAUGUGAAAAAAGAACGCGAGAUGGUCAAGUGGGAGCAUAUGAAGGCCAUGGACUACCUGCGCGAACCCUCGACAAAGUCAGGCGGCAAACGCGGGGGAGUCGAGUCGAGAGCUGUGGUGUUCCGGGGUGUCGGUGCCGGCAGCGGUAUCGGACCAGGACCCGCUAUGGAUCUGAAGAGUGAGAUGACGGCCGUCACUGAGGGCAUUGGAAUGGAGUUGGAGAAGCGGUUCAAGGAUCUGGACGCUCACUUCCAGCGCUUCAAUGAGGUGGACUCUCGGCUCAACGAGGUGACACAGACACUGUCAACACUUGGCGAUGUAGUCAAGCAGGUCACGGCAACUCAGGAGGCGAUAAUGAAGAAGAUCGCUGACCUACCGACAUGUCAGUGUCUGGAACUAGUGGACGACGCCAGUUCCUCCCCUGGAAAGGCGGGCGAGGCUUCGAAGAAGCGAACAAAGCUUGAAGUCGCCGUGCAAUCGGCUUUAGAGGCAGCCAAGGACGUGCUACGACCACCAACACCUCCACCACCACCCCCUAUGGCUCCUCCGCCACCCAGAGAACAAGACAUCCCCAUCACCGCGGGUGCGCCUGGUUCAGAGGGCGAAUCGAGUGGAACCGAGGAGGUUGGCGGUGACCCGUCAGCUGACCCCGUCCAGGUGCCUCCUGCGGCCGACGUGAACACCGGACGCACGAUCCAACGCAGCAUCGCCGGCCACCGACUCUGGAGGUUCGCGCCCUUCAACUUUGAGAAAUAUCCCGGCAUGCGGAUGAAUGUGCCGCCGGACAAAACCGCCUGGACUACUCGAUAUCCCGAUUACUUCGCCUACGACUCAUCAGAAGAGACUGUGAUGUACCCCGAUGAAGCCGCCCACGAUGGAGAAAAUUUCCAACAUGGUGUGAGCUUUGGCAGCUCGGCCAUCUUGCGUGGCAUCCCCUUCAAUACCUACGACUCCAAGAACCAUAUCCGACGCCAGAGUCUGCUUGGAAGGUACCGUCUGGACCCCAACACCGGGGCACCGUUGAACCCGAUGGGCAGAACCGGUUUGCUGGGAAAGGGUCUUCUACCUCGCUGGGGCCCAAACCAUUCUAUAGUCAUUGUGGUCACGCGGUGGAGCCGAAACCCCAAGUCAGGCACCCCAGUUCUGCGUGGAAACAAGGGCGUUUUACAGGUUGUCGCUUUGGAACGCAACAAACGGUUUUGUUUGCCCUGGUUCUUCACUGAUCAUGAAAUGCGAUGUGAUUUUGACGAAUGUGUACCCGCGCUGGUGCACGCUUUCUUCGUUCAACGCGCCAAAGCCGUUUGCUCCGAGAAACGAGGUGAUCGCCUCCUGCGAAGACUCGACAAGGCAGAUACUACUCAGAUAUUCAAGGGCUACCUUGACGACCAGUUGAAUGCUGACGGUGGUUGGCUGGAAACGGUGGUGCUCAACUACCACGAGGGCGAAGGCAAAGGCUCGCAGCUCACUGACGACAUCCUAAAGGUAGGAGGUGUCGACCAGCUUCCUACAUCUACACCAUUGUAG